Messenger RNA from Clonostachys rhizophaga, 1479 nucleotides. Lineage: Eukaryota; Fungi; Ascomycota; Sordariomycetes; Hypocreales; Bionectriaceae. The record is from the annotation of a GenBank genome assembly.
AUGACUAAAAACCGGAUUCUUUUCAUCACAAAUGCCGAGCUUGGGCAGGCCAACGUCCAACUCGCAGUCAUCCAGGAGCUCCUUGCCAAAACGGACGACUACGAUCUGCACCUCGCCUCCUUUGGUGGCCUCUCACAAGCGGUCGACUUACUCAACCAAACCACAACCCCUCAAAGAGCAGUGACUUUCCACGAACUUAAAGGUCCUACAUGGAAAGAGGCCUUAUUCGAACGCCCGGAACAUAAAUGGAAGGAAACUUGUGCCCUCGCACCAACGUGGCGGAACGCCUCGCGGUUGGCCCCGAUGAUGACACGGAUCGUAGCACCCUGGAGUAGAGAGGAGCUGGUCGACCUCGUGCUGCAGACUGAAAAGGUGGUCAAAGAUGUCGACGCUGACCUCGUUAUUGUUGACAACCUCUUCACUCCGGCCAUCACCGUGUGCUACAACCUCAAGCCGAAAUGGUCUGUCCUAUCGCCAAACUCGUAUCGAGAGUUCAUUCUCGGUUAUCAAACAGAAUUCGAACGCCUGUAUCAACAUCCUCCAUGCGCCUCCCUCCUUCCGUAUCCCGUCCCUUUCUACCUACGACCAGCCGCAUGGUAUAUUCAGAAGCAAUAUAUGAAAUUGGCGAAGGACCAGUGGGUAAUUGGACAUGCGAUGAAUAUGCAAGAGAAGAUAAACAAGCCGUAUUCAGACUGGGGGAGAGUAUCGUACGACCCGCCCAAGGGCCUCAAGAUCAUCCUCCCAAGUAAUUCACACAACGAUUUCCCGUUCAGCGUUGUCCCUGACCAUAUCGUCUCUUGCGGGCCAAUCGUCCGGGUUGCGAAGCCCGUUGAGGAGACUGACCCUGACUUGGCUGCUUGGCUCAGGCGGCGGCCGACAGUCUUCAUCAACCUGGGCAGCCAUGUGAUAUACGAUAAGGACGCCACGUCGGAGCUGACGGCGGCUGUGCAUUCCCUCCUCGACGAGGCCAAGAAAACCAAGCAGGAUAUCCAGGUUCUAUGGAAGAUGAACAAGUCUGCCGGUGGACAAGAAGGGGGCCAGAGGAGCGCGGUCUCCUCGGCUAUGAACGGCUACGCGGAGAACGACCGCAUCCGAAUCGUAGACUGGCUCGAGACCGAGCCCAUCUCCAUCCUCAGAUCCGAGAAUGUUAUAUGCUCCGUGAACCACGGCGGCGCCAACUCGUACUUCGAGGCUGUAAGCGCCGGCGUUGCCCAAGUGGUACUUCCGGUUUGGUUCGAUACGUAUGACUUUGCGCGCCGCGUGGACUAUCUGGGCAUUGGCAGGAUCGGCAAUCGGCAGCACGCGCCCAGUCUCUCCAAGGACGAGCUGGCCCCCGUGCUCAGGCAGGUGGUCCUCGGGCGGGAGGCGGAGCGAAUCAGGGAGAGAGCCGCAGUGAUUGCAAAGGCAUGCCAGGCCGGUGGGGAUGGCCGAGAAAUUGCCACGCAGGCCAUCCUCGAACUAUUGACGGAUGGGGAGUAA